CUCAAGAUUGCUACAGUGAUUCCUAACAAUGAGGCAUAUCUACUUACUCUCAGCUGUGUCUUUCCUCCUGCAUAUCAGUGGCUAUGUUUGUGUGGAAAUAAUUGGAGGCAAGGAGGCUGUUCGUCACUCUAGACCUUACAUGGUUUUUCUGAAGCAUGGAGAAAGAGCAUGUGGAGGGGCCCUUAUUAAAGCCAACUGGGUGAUAACUGCUGCUCAUUGUACCUUACCUACCCGGGCCGGAGCACCAUGCCCGCGGCGCACCAUCCCGCCCAUGACGUCACACCCGACUCCUCCCACUGAUCGCGGCGCCUCCUCAAGAACACAGCUGGAGAAAAAUGCCACGUUAAAUAAGUUUGUGACAAUCCUGCCACUACCAAAUCAAGAAGAGAAUGUGAAGCCCAAAGCCCAGUGCAGCACUGCAGGGUGGGGGGUCACUGAUGUGAAAAGCAACAAAGAUUCAGAUGUCCUUCGUGAGGUCAAUCUGACCAUUGUAGACAAUAAAGUCUGCAACAAAGCUUACAGCAAGGCUAAGCCAAAAGUGAUAAUAACCAGCAGUAUGAUAUGCGCAGGACCACUUAAAAAGCGUAAAGAUGACACUUGCCAGGGUGACGCCGGUGGGCCAUUGAUCUGCGACAAAAAGUUCACAGCCAUUGUCUCAUUUGGGCCUAAGAAAUGUGGAAAUCCCAAAUUCCCUGGAGUGUACACUCGGCUGACAAACAAGUAUCUGACCUGGGUCAGAGAUGCCAUUGGAGGAGCUACAUUCUAA
Molecule: messenger RNA, 766 nt
Organism: Nanorana parkeri
Lineage: Eukaryota; Metazoa; Chordata; Amphibia; Anura; Dicroglossidae
Product: granzyme A-like
Exons: 5
Coding region: 29-766 (245 amino acids)
Biological process (GO): proteolysis
Molecular function (GO): serine-type endopeptidase activity
Source: RefSeq, a predicted model, not a curated record